Molecule: messenger RNA, 2515 nt
Organism: Spirodela intermedia
Lineage: Eukaryota; Viridiplantae; Streptophyta; Magnoliopsida; Alismatales; Araceae
Source: the annotation of a GenBank genome assembly
AUGGAGACGAGUUCAGCGCCGGCGCCCGUUGAUGGGGAGGUAAAGCAUCAGGUGGACCUGGGGAACCUCAUGGCCUUCGACUCGGGGCACCAUUUCCGGUCCAUCCCGUCGGACAGGUCUCCUCGGCCUCCCUGCUUCUCUUUGCCCGCGUUUCAUUAUGGAUUCGAAUCGUGAAUGUUGCCUAUGAAAAGGUAUUCUUGUUCCGUCGUGUUCUAUCAUGGCCGGGGUUGUGAUUUUUGUGUGGUUUGGGCUACAGGCAAGAGUUGAAGAGGGAGUGCCUAGAGAAGGCGACCGAGCUUGUUCAGGCGGUGGCCAACGAGCUCUUCGGAUUGCCUGCCACAGAGGACCGUGACGGUCCUAUUGUUACCCUCCCGAAGCCCACCACCAAGCUGCCGAGGGAGAAACACGUAAGCUUUCAAUCGCCUUAAUUUACUUCCUUUCUCUCUGCUCCCUUUUUUUAUUUACUUUUUUCUUCUUCCUUUGGGUAUGAAAGAUAUAUACAUAAUCUCAUCCUGAAAUUGGAAUUCAUGGUUCUUCUCCAAGCAUAAUUUAUACGCUCUUUCAUUCGAAGAAGCAAGACGGGAAAAUGUCUUCUUAUUGAUUAUAUUUCCUUCCCUAGUUUAAUUCCAUGCUUUUUUCUACAUCUUACUAGAUGUGCAUAAUUGUUGGUCUUUUUGCAGCUCCCAAAACCCAAGCCUCCUACGAAGUGGGAAGAGUUUGCCAAAAUGAAGGGUGCGCAAUCUGAUUUUUCCUGUUAUGAAAUUUGGAUUGAGUCGUUUCUUCAUGUGGUCUCCACGGUUGCUAAUACUGUUGUUCUGGUAUGUUUGGAUUCUCAUAUUAUGCGAUUUUGUUUCCAGGAAUAAAGAACAGAAAGAAGGACAAGCGUGUGUUUGAUGAACAAACAGGCACUUGGAAACGCCGCCAUGGUUAUGAUCGUGUGAAUGACGACAAAGAUAUUCCAAUUAUUGACGCUAAAUUAACAGAUGGUAAUUUUGGCCCCUGAAUUUUCCCUUUGCAGAAAUUUCCUAGUUGAUGGUUUAUUGUCAUCUUAGAUUUUAAGGGAAAAAAAAAGCACCGAGUAACACAUGGCAACCCAAGAUUUGGUGGGACAUAUUUUUCCCUAGUAACGAUUUGACUUAAUUUUGAUGGUUUAUAUCCUAAAUUUGACGCCAUGAUUGUCUUUUUUGUCCUGGUUGUAUGAUAUUUCUUGAAAAUAUCAUCUAGUUGGCCUAUCAUUAUAUCUCAAUCAUUCACCAGGAAGUUGGUAUUUAUCACAACUUUGAAUUUCUGAUAUGUGCAGGGAUGAUGCUGAAAUUUCGGUACAUAUUUUAUGGUUAUUUUUGGCGGCACACAUAUCACUGUGAUAAUGUUUGACAUUAAGUUUCUGUGAUUCAAAUCUUAGAAACCAUAUGCCCGUCAAUUCUCUUUUACUACCGAGUAUUUCUCCAUGGCUUCAUUUAUUUGUGGCUUGUAUCCUCUCAAGUACAAGAUCGCUUUCUAGAGAGGAUUGCUCCUGAAGUCAGGAUUCUCUUUCUUCUUAUGAACAAAAAAUUUCUAAUUCUGGCGCGGAAGCACGAUUAUCUUGUCGGAAUAGGGGAAGUUUGAACGGUGCUGUCUUCGUGAUAGACUACUUUCAACACAUUCAUCCUCGUUGUUACAGAGCCGGGAGAGGAUCCUUUCAGUAAGCGGAACGCUGAGAAGAAGCAACGAAUUGAGAAGCAAGAAAAGAACCGACUGAAGAAUUUGAAGAAUGCCUCAAAAGCUGAUGCCUUGCCCAGGUUAGUCUUGCGUUGGCCCAUGCUUUGAUCAAUGAUUCCUUCGAAUUCAGAGCUCCAAUUGGAUGCAUUGAGUCUCAGAAUUCACUAUUUCUAUGAAUGGGGUCCCUUUUCUGUGGCAGUCACAUACAACUGGCAGCGACAGCAUUGCCAAUCACAGGAACCCAGAAAGACCUACCCAAGAAGGCCAGCAAAAAGGAGCUGGAGAACGUAGCUGGGAUGGCAGCAUCUUCGACAGCCAGUAUUGGCAAAUUCGACAAGAAGCUACCAGGAGAGAAGCCUCCGAAGCAUCCUGGGAAGUACCGGAAGGUUCUUUCUUGCCCAACCCUCCUUGCUUUGAAAAUACUAGAACUUUUACAUGAUUGAUGAGAGUGAUGAUAAAAUAUGCUUCUCCGACGCUGCGUUCUCUCUAGUUUCUCCCAGUUGUAGAAGGAAAAGGGAUGGGGACACAAGAAAAACAGCAGACUGAUAAGAUUCUGAACAAGCUCCUUUCAAGAGAUGCCAGUGAGAUACUUGAUGUCAACAAGGCGAGUCUGCUUUUCAGUUUGCACUUUUCUUCAUGAAUGCCCUUUCAGUGCGAAUUAUGAACAAAUGAAAGUUACUGAUUCUUCCAUCCUGGACAGGCCGUAAAGGUGUUCAACUUACAAGGUGACAAGAACAGGAAGGAUAAAUACUCCAAUUCUAGCAAGCUGAAAGCCAGGAAGAAACCACUGAAGAAAUCUUCAAAAAAGGGCAAUUAG